This is a messenger RNA of Parnassius apollo (apollo), 438 nucleotides long. The record is from the annotation of a GenBank genome assembly. Lineage: Eukaryota; Metazoa; Arthropoda; Insecta; Lepidoptera; Papilionidae.
AUGCAUAGGAUCUCGCCCAACAACCCGGUAAGAAGAUGCCUGUUCCCUGCCGAAGACCUGGUCGAUGAAGCCAAGAUCGACAACUUCACAAACAUCCUACAAGAGUCUGCUGCUACAGAGAAGUUGGAAAAGAUGCAUAAAUGGAACUUCGACUUCGAAAAUGAAAUAGCACUAGAAGGAACCUGGGAGUGGUUUAAAGGCAACGAUUCCGCAGACUGGAUUGGGAUGGAAACGCAAACACAAGCAAAGUUUGCCUGUGAAGAUGCAUUGAAAGGCACUAACGAUGAAAAUUUCAUGACAAUGAAAUUAGAUAAUGAACUAACGCCCAAAAACGAUAAGGUUGAAAAAGCUCCAAUGCUGAGAAAGAGAAGAAAAGAGGUCGUAGACAAUGCUUUCGGUGGUGCAAGAGGAGUGAAACGCAGGAUCAGCUUCGAAUAA